This is a messenger RNA of Pungitius pungitius (ninespine stickleback), 2028 nucleotides long. RefSeq names its product glycine receptor, alpha 2 (gene glra2). Gene Ontology annotation, cellular component: plasma membrane; synapse; neuron projection. Lineage: Eukaryota; Metazoa; Chordata; Actinopteri; Perciformes; Gasterosteidae. Gene Ontology annotation, biological process: chemical synaptic transmission; nervous system process; signal transduction. The record is from RefSeq and is a predicted model, not a curated record. Gene Ontology annotation, molecular function: transmembrane signaling receptor activity; excitatory extracellular ligand-gated monoatomic ion channel activity; chloride channel activity. Bases 596 to 1966 code for a protein of 456 amino acids. The transcript has 9 exons.
CGUAGCACAUAAAACCGACACCUUUCGUUAUGUAACAGACACAUAAGACAAUGCUUGCACGCGUUUCUGAUUAUUACCUUCUUCAUAUGUUGGACUUAUUGAAAACCAACUCACGUCCACCCCUUUUCAGCCCUGCGCUUGCGCGUAAUGGAGCCGAGAGGUGUCCAUGUGCCGAAAUGAGGAAAAGGCGGUCCGCUCCCAUUCCUCAACAGAGGACGGUCCUCCACCUGCGAAACAUCUCACUUCACAAGUAGCAACCCGGGCCAGCGGGGCUUUCUCCUCAGCGGGGAGCUCUUAGAUUCGGACCGACGCAAAAAGCUUCCAGGCGAUGCGUUUUUGGAGUUUCAUCCUCUCGGCGUCCGACGACCGGACUGAUGUUUCUUCACAACUGCGCUUCCAGAAAUCGGUUUUGGGGAGUCAGAGUUUCGUUAAACUAAACUAUGAAUUGUGGCUGCGUUGAGGAAUGUCUCCGUUAUUCUUCUUCGACACAAGAACCCCCAAACGCCAUCGACUUGGUCCGGAAGAAAGCGGUACCCCUAUUUGGAUUAUGUGUUUGACCAACGUAAACAUAUGGAAGAAAUGAAAAAGUGAGCACAUGGGAAACGCACCAGGAAUGAAUCGGUCCUUUAUUAAGGUUUUCGCAGCUUUAUUCAUGUAUUUCAUGGAGAAAAACCACUUCAGGGUUGUGGAUGCCAAGGAGCACGGUUCCAGACCAUCCUCCAACAUGUCUCCAUCCGACUUUUUAGACUCACUGAUGGGUCGCACGUCUGGGUAUGAUGCACGAAUAAGACCGAAUUUUAAAGGUCCACCAGUUAAUGUUACCUGCAACAUAUUUAUCAACAGCUUUGGUUCUAUAGCAGAGACUACAAUGGAUUACAGAGUGAAUAUCUUCCUGCGGCAGAAGUGGAAUGACCCUCGGCUGGCGUAUAGUAAAUACCCAGAUUCCUCCCUGGACCUGGACCCGUCCAUGUUGGACUCCAUAUGGAAGCCCGACCUCUUCUUUGCCAACGAGAAAGGGGCCAACUUCCACGACGUAACCACGGACAACAAGCUGCUGCGGAUCUUCAAGGAUGGGACUGUCCUCUACAGCAUCAGGUUGACUCUCAUCCUGUCUUGCCCGAUGGACCUGAAGAACUUCCCCAUGGACGUGCAAACUUGUACCAUGCAGCUGGAAAGUUUCGGCUACACCAUGAACGACUUGAUCUUUGAGUGGCUGGAGAACGGCGCGGUGCAGGUGUCAGAGGGGCUCACGCUGCCUCAAUUCAUUAUGAGGGAAGAGAAGGAGCUGGGAUACUGCACCAAGCACUACAACACUGGUAAAUUCACCUGCAUAGAAGUCAAAUUCCAUCUGGAGAGACAGAUGGGGUACUACCUCAUCCAGAUGUACAUCCCCUCCCUCCUCAUCGUCAUCCUCUCGUGGGUGUCCUUUUGGAUCAAUAUGGACGCGGCUCCAGCCAGAGUGGCGCUGGGCAUCACCACCGUGCUGACCAUGACCACCCAGAGCUCCGGCUCCAGAGCUUCUCUUCCAAAGGUCUCUUAUGUGAAAGCCAUUGAUAUCUGGAUGGCUGUGUGUCUGCUCUUUGUAUUUGCUGCAUUGCUGGAAUAUGCUGGGGUUAAUUUUGUCUCCAGGCAACAGAAAGAGUUCCUUCGCCUGAGGCGAAGACAAAAAAGGAAUCAAGGGGACGACGGAAUGCGCGACGGCCGCUUCAAUUUCGCUGGCUACAAGGUGAGUAAAUGUCUGCCAACAAAGGACGGCUCGGCUGUGAAAAACGCCGCUGCCACCGCGACCCCUCAACCGCCGGCCCCCGGGGACAUCGACACCAUACGGAAGAAGUUUGUGGACAGGGCCAAGAGGAUAGACACCGUCUCCCGGGCCGCCUUUCCGUUGGCCUUCCUCAUCUUCAAUGUCUUCUACUGGGUCACCUACAAAAUCAUCCGGCAUGAGGACAUCCACAUAAAGACUUAGCAUUGGACAACAUUUGAUUCUUUUGUUUCUGUGGGCAUUGAGAGGAGCCGUGAGGAGGGGGG